Cydia strobilella is the source of this 731-nucleotide messenger RNA. Its product is annotated as protein lethal(2)essential for life-like. Gene Ontology annotation, biological process: protein refolding; response to heat. Gene Ontology annotation, cellular component: nucleus; cytoplasm. The coding region runs from base 74 to 652 and encodes 192 amino acids. Lineage: Eukaryota; Metazoa; Arthropoda; Insecta; Lepidoptera; Tortricidae. The transcript has a single exon. The record is from RefSeq and is a predicted model, not a curated record.
GCUCUGCAUCAUUCGAUUGUGAGCAAGCGAACCAAGCGAUUCAAGCGAUUCUCAAGCGACAGAGUAAUCUGCAAUGGCGCUUUUAUUACUCGACGAAUUACGUCCCCGUCGUCUUCGGGAUCAACUUUUUGGUCUCGAUUUGUCGCCGGACGAUUUUCUAAUGGACAUUUUCGACCGGCCAUCACUGCAGCGGCGCUACUCUCGUCCUUGGCGAAAUUUGGCUUUAGCGGCUCGAGACGUCGGAUCCACCAUCAAAACUGACAAAGACAAGUUCCAAGUCAACAUGGACGUCCAGCAUUUCGCUCCCGAGGAGAUUUCUGUUAAAACUGCGGACGGCUGCGUGAUAAUUGAAGGAAAUCAUGAAGAGAGGAAGGAUGAACAUGGAUACAUCUCCAGGCAGUUCAAACGGAGAUAUAUUUUGCCUGAGGACUGCAAUCCUGACACUGUGGAGUCCAAACUGUCAUCUGAUGGAGUCCUGACAGUGGUAGCGCCUAGAGCAUCGGAGAAUAAAGGGGAAAGGGCGAUCCCUAUCACCCACACUGGACCGGUAAGGAGGAAGCAUCAAGAUGAACAAGAUGGAGAACAAAAGAAGCUGGAGAACGUGGAGAAUGGAGAAGAGGAGAAAUCGCCGCAGAAAAAGAGACGACGCUAGAUGCUAGGUUAAGUUUUAGGUUAAUUCAUUCCAGUAUUUUGAAGACUGAUUUUUCUAAUAAAUGUUUCGUUUAAGUUAA